AUGCGAUUAAUCAUCGCGUCCAGUACGAUCAUUCUCGUGUUUUGCAUUUGCUCAACCCGAUCAGAACCGAGCGUCUCGCCCCACACCGUAAAAAAUCACGAGAUGCUAACGAAACUCGGACUGUCGCGCGUUCGCGGCCCGAACAGUCACCAUCGGAAGCGUCUGGCGGUCGAAUCGCGCCAUCACAGUCGAUCCGACGACUCGCACAUGUUCAUCGUAAAACUGCCGCCGAAUCCCUACUACUACACCCACAACGCGCCGAACUCGGUCGUCGAGACGAGCCGAAAGCUACCGGUCGGCUUCAAAAACAACGGCAAACCGGGCAAGAUCUACCACUACAACAUGCCGGUGCUGAAGAAGCUGACGGGGACCAGAGGCAAACCGCGAACGAACAACAUCGACUUCAUGGAUCAGCAGUCGGAUAACAUGUGGAACGAGGUGCUGGACAAGCCGAUGAAGAUAAGGAAGAACUCGCACAAGUCGUCCUACUACGUACCGGCCAUGCCGAAGAAGGCGUCGCUGAUGAAGUACUUCGCCGGAAAUGGAAAACCGCAGUCGUUCUACGUCAUCGAAAAGAGUAAAAAGGCACACUAUCAUAGAUUACUGCCGUGA
This is a messenger RNA of Photinus pyralis (common eastern firefly), 612 nucleotides long. RefSeq lists its product as uncharacterized. The transcript is spliced from 2 exons. The coding region runs from base 1 to 612 and encodes 203 amino acids. NCBI's taxonomy places the organism in Eukaryota, Metazoa, Arthropoda, Insecta, Coleoptera, Lampyridae. The record is from RefSeq and is a predicted model, not a curated record.